This is a messenger RNA of Fusarium sp. VM40, 1245 nucleotides long. NCBI's taxonomy places the organism in Eukaryota, Fungi, Ascomycota, Sordariomycetes, Hypocreales, Nectriaceae. The record is from the annotation of a GenBank genome assembly.
AUGCUAUUUCAUACAGUGGCCCUCGUGGUCCUUCUAGCUCUGGUCCAGCUAGCUGUAUGCGCCGAGGACUAUUACAAGGUCCUGGGUGUCAAUAGAAAGGCUACGGGAAAGGAGUUGAAGCAGGCAUAUCGCCAACUAUCCAAGAAGUUCCACCCAGACAAGAACCCUGGUGAUGACACAGCCCAUGACAAGUUUGUCGAAGUCUCCGAAGCCUACGAUGUGCUAAGCGACGAGGAAAUGCGCAAGGUCUACGACCAAUACGGCCAUGAUGGCGUGCAGCAGCGCCGCCAGGGAGGAGGUGGUGGUGGCGGCCAUGAUCCCUUUGAUCUCUUCAGCCGUUUCUUCGGCGGCCACGGUCAUUUCGGACGAGGAUCCAGCGAACCCCGAGGUCACAACGUCGAAGUCCGUGUUGAGAUCUCCUUGCGCGACUUCUACAACGGCGCCACUACCGAAUUCUCCUGGAACAAGCAACACAUCUGCGAAGCCUGUGAGGGCAGUGGAAGUGAAGAUGGCCAAGUCGACACUUGUCAAACCUGCGGUGGCCACGGUGUUCGUCUCAUGAAGCGCCAGCUCGCCCCCGGCAUGUUCCAGCAGUUCCAGCAACGAUGCGACGCCUGUGGUGGUCGGGGCAAGAACAUCAAACAUAAGUGUAAAGUGUGCCAGGGUCAACGGGUCGAGAAGAAGGCUACAAACGUACAGCUCAACAUCCAGCGUGGAGCCCCUCGCGACUCUCGCCUCGUUUACGAGAACGAAGCCGAUGAGAGUCCUGACUGGGUGCCUGGUGAUUUGUUGGUGACAUUAACUGAGCAGGCUCCUUCAUAUGAUAAGAACCCCGACAAGGUCGAUGGCGCAUUCUUCCGUCGCAAGGGCAAUGACCUGUACUGGACAGAACCCCUUUCCCUCCGUGAGGCCUGGAUGGGCGGUUGGACUCGUAACCUCACUCAUCUCGAUAAUCACGUCGUGCGUUUAAGUCGCCCCCGCGGCCAAGUUAUUCAGCCUGGCCAUGUUGAGACUGUUGCCGGAGAAGGCAUGCCCAUCUGGCACGAAGACGGUGACAGCGUCUACCACAAGACCGAGUUCGGAAACCUAUACGUUCAAUACGCAGUUGUGCUACCCGACCAGAUGGACACCAACAUGGAGAGCGAUUUCUGGAGUCUCUGGGAGAAGUGGCGACUCAAGAACGGCGUCGAUCUGCAAAAAGAUAGCGGAAGGCCCGUGUCAGAGCACGCUCAUGAUGAGCUAUAA